Molecule: messenger RNA, 842 nt
Organism: Rhipicephalus sanguineus (brown dog tick)
Lineage: Eukaryota; Metazoa; Arthropoda; Arachnida; Ixodida; Ixodidae
Exons: 1
Coding region: 178-702 (174 amino acids)
Source: RefSeq, a predicted model, not a curated record
AUUUUUGCACGCCACGGAAUUCCCGAGGAGGUGGUUUCCGACAAUGGCCCGCAGUUUUCGUCGACUGAUUUUUCCCUCUUCGCCCAAGACUAUGGUUUCAAGCACAUUACAUCUAGCCCUCACUAUCCUCAAAGUAAUGGACUUGCAGAGGCUGCAGUGAAAAUCAUCAAGACAUCCAUGACGAAGACCAAGGACCCUUACCUGACACUUCUAGCUUACAGGUCGACUCCUUUGAAGAAUGGAUAUAGCCCUGCCGAACUGCUCAUGGGUCGUCGGCUGAGAUCCAGGCUUCCUCUUUGUCCCACCAAGCUGACACCCCAAUUGCCAGAUCAUGACAGCCUUCGGAAUUUUGAGGAAAGAUACAGAAAACGUCAAAGGAAAGACUUCGAUAGACGUCACGGAGUCCGCGACUUGCCGGAACUUCUUUAUGGAGAUGCCGUGUGGGUGACAGACCUCAAGAACAAAGGGACAGUACAAGCCCCAGCCGAUGAGCCUCGAUCUUAUUGGGUCAACACCGACACUGGUGCUGUACGUAGAAACCGGACGCAGCUAGUUCCAUAUUCCCGAAGUCACAACAACGCAGACAGCGCCAGUACCAGUGAUUGUGCUAUAGACACUCGCUCGCGUUGCCAGGACACUUCCCACUGGCAUACCAGAAGUGGCAGGUGCGUUAAGCCGCCUGCUGCAGCGAACUUCGCUUGAUUGCAUUGGGAGAUGUUGUAGAUGCUGCCAUCUAGAACAAGCCAGGCGAAGCUGGUGACAGCGUGUGCUCGAGGUGCGCGUGGCGCGUGGCUUGGCUCCUAGGCUAGAACGCGUUUUGGAAUAAACCUGUGUCCACGUAA